CCUAUGUAGCCACGGCUGACCUUACAGUCCCGCUCCUCCCUCCUCUACCUCCCGAGUGCUGGAAGUACAGUGUUUCUCACCAUGCCCAGUUUAUGUGUUGCUGGAGAUCAAACCCAAGGCCUCAUUCGUGCAAGGCUUGCACUCUGCCAACUAAGCUCCGUCUCCAGUCCCGUGCCAUCCGUGUCUCACAUAGAGACUCUGAGGCCAGGAAGAAAGUGAGCUGCUUCCAGCCUCACCUCACAGCGAGGGUACCAGUGCUGUGCCAGCCUUCACAGCCCACCUGGCCUCGUCCAUCUUCCCAUCUGGUAGUGGGAACAUGAAGGGAAAACCAGCCGCCCAGUGGGUUGUUACCACCAGACUUCUGGGUGGUUUGGGACACUCCCUGUCCCUCAGCUUGGACUUCCAGCCUUGUCACAAUGACCAUGUAGGAUGGGACAUGCCCAUCUCCCUGAGAAUGUCUGCAUAAUUGAACAGAAGGGUGGAAUGCCUGAGUGGAUGAGACCCUCCCCUUCCUGUUCCAGGUAGAGAUGCCAGAGGCCCUGUGCACCUGCUUUAGGGGCUCAGAUUGUCCUAUAGGCAAGAGAAGGGAAAGACCACACAAUGUGUAGAUAAACUUGGCCUUGGACUUUAGUGGGGGCCCAGAAGCAUCCCGUGCCUUUGCUGUCUUGGAUGAAGAUUUCCAAAGUUUCCUUUGGUCCCAUUCAGAACAGCACAAGAGUUGAACACCAGGACGAUCAGGAGUUGGGGUGUGGAGGGAGAGUGGGGCUCAGACCUUAUGUCCUGCAGAAGACACUCCUGGGCAUGACCCCACAGGAUCUCAGAGAGGAUGCCUCAAACAUGAAGCACCAGUCACCUGGCCCGCGCGAAGACUCUAUGGACAGUGAGGACCCACUAAGCAGAGACGAGAUGGAAAACCCACCAGAAAGAGGCUCCUGCUUACCCCUCCCUGCUCUCACCAACUCCUCCCCAGAUGUCAGGCUGGACAGAAAGAGCCCUAGUCCCUUGACCUGCUGGCCCUGGCUUCCUCCGACCAUCACCUCUAAGCAACUCCCCGUCUACAUCUGCCCACUCUUUCCUGAGUACCCAGUUUUCCUGCCUCCCCCUUACCUAUUCACGUAUGGGGCCCUACCUUCAACCCAAUGUCCGUACCUCUUCAUGCUGCCCCCAGACACCUCAUACCCCAUGAUGGCUGCAUCCCGCUUGCCUAUGACCGCCGAUGGAGCUGGGCCCCAUAUCACCCAGGAGAAGCCCCUGCUUCUCUACUCAGGGCCUUUCCAGAGUGCUGGACACACCCUAUACCCCCAGGUCAGGAGUCGGAGCUCUAGAGAUGCUUCAACCUUCUGCCCAGGACAGGCUGGUGUGGCAGCUCCUGCAAAGCGGCCAGGCUCCCAGGCCGGUGUCGUAACCCUGCCCUACCCUCUGAAGAAAAGGAAUGGUAAAAUCCUAUACGAGUGCAAUGUGUGUGGCAAGAACUUUGGGCAGCUCUCCAACCUCAAGGUCCACCUGCGUGUGCACAGUGGAGAGCGUCCAUUUCAGUGUUCCCUGUGUCAGAAGAGCUUCACCCAGCUGGCCCACCUACAGAAGCACCACCUGGUGCACACCGGGGAGCGGCCCCACCAGUGCCGGGUGAGACCCUUCUUCCCUUGCAGCUUGGUGAGGAAUUCUAGGUCCCUGGAGGGAUGGCACCGGGGCCUCUGUUUCCCAAUCCUGUUAAGUAAAGAUGGAGAGGAGAAGGUAGAGGAUGGGAAGAUAGCUAGUGGCGAGAACGUGUGUGUGUGUGUGCGUGCGCGUGCAUGUGUGCAAGCACACGCGCGUGCAUGCUCAAGCACAGGCAGGCCACUGGAAUGUGUGGUGUUGGAAGAGAAAACACAGCUGCACGCCUGUGCAUGGAGAGUAACGAAGUUGAAGAUCCUGGAGCAUGCACCUCCUCCCCUGCCUUCCGGCGUAGUUGAAGGAGCCGUAGCAGAUAGGAAAUAUCCAAAUAGGCAAACAAUUGGAUCAAUACAGCUCCUUGAGUCUGGCUUCAUUCUUUGGGAAGGCAGAGAUAUGCCACAAACGCUUCAGCAGCUCCAGCAACCUGAAGACCCACUUCCGCCUGCACUCAGGUGCCCAACCCCUUCAGCGCAACGUCUGUUCCAGCGGCUUCGCCCCGCGUGUCCAUCUGAAGCUGCACCAUAGGCUGCAGGCUCCUCAGCCCUGUAGCCUGGCCCACCCCCACCUGCCCCUCACCUCUCUCACCUGCCUUGCCCAGUGGCACCGAGGAGCACUAGCUCUCGUGGAGGACUCAUCGGAGAAGAUGG
This is a messenger RNA of Arvicola amphibius (Eurasian water vole), 2300 nucleotides long. RefSeq names its product zinc finger protein 683 (gene Znf683). Gene Ontology annotation, cellular component: nucleus; cytoplasm. The coding region runs from base 670 to 2178 and encodes 502 amino acids. The transcript has 5 exons. The record is from RefSeq and is a predicted model, not a curated record. Gene Ontology annotation, biological process: cell fate commitment; regulation of transcription by RNA polymerase II. NCBI's taxonomy places the organism in Eukaryota, Metazoa, Chordata, Mammalia, Rodentia, Cricetidae. Gene Ontology annotation, molecular function: RNA polymerase II cis-regulatory region sequence-specific DNA binding; histone deacetylase binding; DNA-binding transcription factor activity.